AUGAUAUCUAUCCUCGCUGAUUCUUCCUAUUUACGAUGCCGUCUACUUACUGUAGAGAUAGGUAUAGGGUCUUUUGACCGUAACGGACUAUUAUUGACCGUUGCUAACAAAACGGAAACACUAACUGCCGUAACACUAACAAUGGAGAACAAACAAGGCUUGUUUUGGCCUCUCAAAGGGUUCUCUCCGUCGAGUACUAGUUCUCCGAUGUCGACUUUGCUCCGCCGGAGGAACAAAUACCAUCUUCCUCCUCCACUUGGAGCAACUUGCCCUUCCACUCCGGUCAGGCCACUAGUGGAAGCAAUGUUGCUGCUUGGUGUUUUGGGUGCACCUCUUGCCCCUCUCCAUGUCUGCACUACUCACCCCUUUCCUCACCUUGCCAUCAAAGACACUCCCAUCGAAACAUCUUCUGCUCAGUAUAUAUUGCAUCAGUACAUAGCUGCUUCUGGAGGGUUGAAGCUUCAGGAUUCCAUUUGCAAUGCUUAUGCAAUGGGAAAGGUGAGGAUGAUUGCUUCUGAGUUCGAGACGGCUAACAAGCUCGUGCGAACUCGGAAUCCCUCCAAAGCUGCAGAAUCCGGCGGGUUUGUCUUGUGGCAGAUGAAGCCAGACAUGUGGUAUGUGGAGCUUUCUCUUGGUGGUAGCAAGGUUCAUGCUGGUUGCAAUGGGAAGCUUGUGUGGCGUCACACACCUUGGCUUGGUCCACAUGCAGCUAAAGGGCCACCUAGGCCUUUAAGACGUGCUCUUCAGGGUCUUGAUCCAAGAACAACUGCAAGCAUGUUUAUCAAUGCAAGAUGUAUUGGAGAGAAGAAGAUAAACGAAGAGGACUGUUUCAUUCUCAAAAUAUGUUCAGAUCCUUCCACAUUAAAAGCCAGAAGUGAAGGCUCAGCAGAGAUCAUAAGACAUGUUUUGCUUGGGCACUUUAGUCAGAAAACAGGACUUCUUAUUCACUUGGAAGACUCUCAUUUGACUCGGAUUCAGAACAACGGAGGCGAUGCUGUUUAUUGGGAGACCACAAUUAAUUCAUUUCUUGAUGAUUACAGGCCUGUUGAGGGGAUUAUGAUUGCUCAUUCUGGUCGUUCUCAAGUGACGCUUUUCAAGUUUGGUGAAACGGCAAUGAGCCACACUAAAACCAGGAUGGAAGAAGCAUGGAUAAUUGAGGAAGUGGCUUUCAAUGUCCCUGGCCUUUCUUUGGACUGUUUCAUUCCUCCAGCUGAGCUUAGGUUUGCUUCUGUGACUGAAGCCUGUGAGUUUCCUCUAGGUCUCAAGAUGAAGAGUGCUGUUGCAGUAGCUGAAGACCAUGCCAAAGUUCCUCGAGGACUUCGACUAUAAUAAAACCGCAUGCAGGCAAUGUGUGUGCAUGUUUGUAUUGACGGCGAGUUUGGCGAAUUCACAGUGACAUCGCCAGUUUAUUGUAGUUCUAGAGUGUAGGUUUUGCCUAAAUUGCAGUGCUACACCGUGAUUCUUUCAAAUUUACUGCAAAUCUGUGCAUAACAUUACCUGGAAAGUGGAUGUUUAGCAAAGGGGAAAACCUGCAUUAGCCUAGUUGUCUAAUUUUAACACUUUUAGCCUAGAUAUUGCAGCAAAGGUUGUCAAGUGUACUUUUCUGAUGCAGGUCAUUGCCUCAUCAAAUUUGUUAAUAGAUACAAUCAUCUUCGUAUCCCCAAAAGCGAAUUGAAACAUUCUGUUGUAGUUUUUUUCCACUUGUUUUCAGUUUGAGAUCAGCAGAUAAUUAUUGUACAAUAUGGGUUAGUCUUUCUGUGAAAGCAUUCAACUUGAAGAUGAA
Molecule: messenger RNA, 1783 nt
Organism: Cicer arietinum (chickpea)
Lineage: Eukaryota; Viridiplantae; Streptophyta; Magnoliopsida; Fabales; Fabaceae
Source: RefSeq, a predicted model, not a curated record